Messenger RNA from Rhododendron vialii, 3049 nucleotides. Its product is annotated as high mobility group B protein 15. Gene Ontology annotation, molecular function: DNA binding. The coding region runs from base 707 to 2704 and encodes 665 amino acids. Lineage: Eukaryota; Viridiplantae; Streptophyta; Magnoliopsida; Ericales; Ericaceae. The record is from RefSeq and is a predicted model, not a curated record. The transcript has 7 exons.
UUUGCUGGUAGUCUUUCUCUAGGAUUACAACCCCCAACAUUUUAACAAAUUUUUUGUCCUUUGUUCUUAAACAAUUUACUAUUUGUCCAAGGGAAUAGUAAAAUGCUAGUGUCACUUUUUGAGGGGAUUUUCUUGAUGGGGAUGGGCAGUACAACCCCCAAAAAUUAUCUUCUAAAAUCUUUUAACAGGAACUGUCAGAUAAAAGGAGGAAAUGAAAAGAGAAAAGUGUGUUGGUCUAUGUUGGUAUGUGCAGUUAAUUUUACUCCAGAUACCAUAUACUAUAGGUCAUAUCUAUGAAAUGUCAGGUAUAGACCCUUGAAAGCACAGUUCAGGUGUAGAGAGACUGGAGAGAUACUUUAUGUGCAUCUGGGUUCUUUAUUAGCAUAACAGCCUAGAAGGGUCUCUCUUUUUCUCUCUCUCUCUCUCUCUCUCUCUCUUUUCGUAGCCUCUCUGUUUGAGGAGAGAGGCCUGAGCUCUGAGCUUUGAUGGGUUGUUCCUGUUACAUCCUUGGUACUCUGAUGGAAUUCAUGGCUAUGCCAGCUAUGCUGUACUAUAUCACAUUUUUCUUGGGCUUUGCAUAUCUCUCUUCGGCACUGGGAGUUACUUCACCCCAAGAGGUAGUUGUUCCUCAGUUCUACAUUCAUGAUUGGGUACCAAGGAGAGGACAGAGAGGAGUGGUGGUGGUGGUAAAAGGGUAUUAUCGGAAAUGGCAUCAUCUUCUGCUGCAAACCAGAGCCCAAGGCCCAAUAUAGAAGUAGCUCCAAAUUAUAUUCCCUACCCAGCUGCUUUGGCCAAGUAUGAGGAUGUUGUGAUCACUCCAAAGCUAUUCAUGGACACUUUGGAGAAGCUCCAUGCUACUAUGGGAACCAAGUUCAUGAUCCCUAUUAUAGGGGGGAAGGACCUAGACUUGCAUCGGCUUUUUGUGGAGGUCACUGCGCGUGGUGGUAUCGAGAAGAUUGUUAGAGAGAAAAGAUGGAAGGAAGUAACUGCUGUCUUCAAUUUUCCCGCCACAGCUACAAAUGCUUCUUUCGUGCUGCGCAAAUACUAUUUGUCGUUGAUUUAUCACUAUGAGCAAAUUUACUUUUUCAAGGCCAAGGGUUGGAGUCCUUGCGCUGAUCCUUUUCAGGGUCUGUGUUCUCCACCUGUUCCUUCUCGUAGUUUGGCUGAACCAGUGCGGCCAUUGCCAGAAAUUCAGGCAGCGGCAGUGCAACCACCUAGAGUAAAUGCGGCAGAAGUCCCACCUACAGUGGCUGCAGCAACUUCUAUGCCGCCAACAGGCUCUCCAAUUGUAGGGGUGAUUGAUGGGAAAUUUGAAAGCGGGUAUCUAGUGACUGUUAAAAUUGGAUCAGAGAUUCUGAAAGGAGUCCUUUAUCAGACUCCGCAAAAUCAAUCAUGCCAAGUUCCACAGCAUCACAGCAUUUCUUCCGACCAUAAUGGCAGCAACACCCCUACAACAUCAGGCGUGGUCAGACGCAGACGGAGAAAGAAAUCCGAAAUAAAAAAGAGGGACCCAGCUCACCCCAAACCCAAUAGAAGCGGAUAUAACUUUUUCUUUAAAGAGCAGCAUGCCAGGUUGAAACCACUUCAUCCGGGGAAGGAUAGAGAUAUAAGUAGGAUGAUUGGUGAAUUGUGGACCAAAAUGCAAGAAACUGAAAAAGAGGCUUACCAGGAUAAAGCUAUGAAGGACAAAGAGAGAUACAAAAUAGAGAUGGCAGAUUACAAAGAAAGAUUGAGGACAGGUCAAAUCAUAAGCAGCGCAGUCCCAAUUCAGCAGCGGCCUCCCCCCGUAGAUAUCCGCAUGGCGGAAACAAGUGAGAAAAUUGAAAUGGAAAGUGGGGAGUCUCCGCAAAGCCUGGAAAAUGAGAUUAGUACUAGCAAGAGUGAUUCAGAAGAUAAUACUGAAGAUAAGGACUCUGAUGUGGAGGCAUCUUUUGAAGUCGAAGGUUGUGCUGAAAAUAAGCGAAUCAAGUAUUCUGUUGAAGAUGAAGGGGGUUUUGACGUGGAGAAGAAUGUUGACAUGGUUGGAGAUGGGAACUUGGAAACUUUGGGUGAUGUUAUUAUGGAAGAAAGUGAGAAAGAGUUCGUACCUUCGGAAGAGAAAGGAACAGUGCUUUGCGAAGGGAAAAAUUCAUUACCUGGUGGAAAUAGAGAUUCAGUAUCCAGAGAAGAAAACGUGGAGGCCGAGAAAGAAUCGGUAGCUUUGGAAGACAAAGGAGCAACGCCUUGGGAAGGGAAAGAAUGGUUCCCUUGUGAAAAGAGAGAUUCAGUAUCUAGUGAAGAAAAUGUGGAGACUGCGACAGAAAUGGAACCUUCAGGCAAGAAAGGAGCAAUGCCUCAUGAAGGGAAAGAGUUGUCACCUGGUGAGAAGAGAGAUUCAGUACCUAGCGUAGAAUAUGCAGAGACCGAGAUAGAAUCAGUACCUUCGGAAGAGAAGGGAACAAUGCCUCAUGAAGGGAUAGAGUCUUCACCUAGGGAGAAGAGAGAUUCACUUUCUAGCGAAGAAAAUGUGGAGACCGAGAUAGAAACAGGUCCUUCGGAGGAUAAAGGAGCAAGGCCUCGUGAAGGAAAAGAAUCUUCACCUAGUGGGAAGAGAGAUUCUAGCGAACAAAAUGCAGAGACUGAGAAAAAGUUGGUACCAUCGGAAGAGAAAGGAGCAAUGCCCUGCGAAGCUAAAGACAGUGAAAUGAGAGUCUUUAUCCAGUGAAGCAAAAGCAUCGGAUUCAGUGCAUUAUGAAGAUCACUAGACUUUUCCCUCUGUAGAUCAUCUGACUUGCUUGAGCAUAGCUGCAUUUUGAUAUGGCAGCAUGUGCAUCGUUGUUUAGUUAAUAUAUUCCUUUGCUCAUAUUUAUCGUGUUUGUACAAUCGGGAUGCUUUUUGAUCUUUUUUAAUUUCUGUUUUUUGUUGGCCUCGGGGGCCUGAGGCUCUGGCCGAAUGUGAACGAUUUGUAGGGGAGAUGCGUAAGGUUUUCAGCUCAAUUAACAUUUUGGGCCACCCUGUUGUCCGUAUUUUUGACCUUUUAUCAAUGAAUUAUAUCUGUAGCUGUUGUCAU